Messenger RNA from Cuscuta epithymum, 1174 nucleotides. NCBI's taxonomy places the organism in Eukaryota, Viridiplantae, Streptophyta, Magnoliopsida, Solanales, Convolvulaceae. The record is from the annotation of a GenBank genome assembly.
GUUUAAUUAGCUAUAAGGUACACAUGUCAUCUUUAGUACCUACCAUAAAACAAGUAAACAAAUUUAAUAAAUGCUCCUCACAUAAAGCAUAGUUUACAAAAUCAUCAUCCGCCCUAUCUAUAUCCUUUGCCUAUCUUUACAACCAUCCAUCUUAGCCUUCUUAGCUAGUAAGCUCAUUAAAUCAAGAUUGCAUAAUUGUCAUUAAUGGCGUCAAAGUUUGUGCCUUUCUUCUUCUUCAUGGUGCUCUUGGCCGGUCUUGCGAGCUCGGACGUGAGCAAGGACAAGGCGGAGUGCGCCGAGCAACUCGUCGGGAUCGCCACGUGCCUCCCGUACGUGAGCGACGAGGCUAGAACUCCGCCGCGGGAUUGCUGCGCGGGGCUGAAAGGAGUGAUUGAGAAGAGCAAGAAAUGCAUAUGCAUUUUGGUGAAGGAUAGAAACGAUGCCAGCCUUGGCCUCAAGAUCAACUCCACCCGAGCUUUAGGCCUUCCUGAUUUGUGCCAAACGCCCGCUAAUGUCUCCCAAUGUGUUCAACUCCUGAACUUGGCACCUAACUCACCAGACGCAAAAGUAUUUCAAGAUUUCGUCAAUAGUGCAAAGGGAAGCGGUGCUACUACUGCGCCAGUUAAAGGCAGCUCAGGAGAUGGAGCAACAGGUGCCGAAGUUAAGAGCGACGGAAGCAAAAGAAAGCAAUUCCUGGAAGCUAAUGUGGUUGCGGGGCUGAUUUUCUAUGGUUUCAACUAUUUCUUGAAUCUUUGAAUAUUAUACCCACUACAGAAAAAAAACACGAGAUUGACAGGAUUUUUUGGCACGGAUUUCUUAAAAUUGACACGGACUUUGGCAGGAUAUAUCAAACCCUUGCUAAAAAUAGUUUGGCACAAGCUAUUUGGCAUGAAAUUAUCUGUGAAUCCGUGUCAAAUCCAUGCCAAUCCCGUAAAGUUUUUCUGUAGUGACCGUUAGAUACGAACUUUAAUUAUUCAAGUACUAAACUAAAGAAUUUUAUUGAAGAUUUGAUGUCUUUCCACAUGUACUUUGUGUAAUUCUUCUCUAUGUAAUUCUUAUGCUUUAACUGAAAAUACUACGUAGUAUAUACGAUAGUAUGUCAUACUCUAUUACUCCGAAUAUUUUUAAUCUUCAACAUUCCUAUUUUUUGGAAGAAAUAGGUUUAAAUUGAUAA